UUUUCCAGGGGUAUUUCAUCUGCCUCCGAAUCUCGGGAAGCGUUCAGUUUCAUCUGAGACGUUUGGCGCAGCGGUCGAUACCAAGGAAAUUCCGGCCAGGCGCUGCGAAAAAUACGAACGAGGCAAGAAGUAGGCGAAAAACUCAACAAUUUUCUCGGAAAAACCUCAUAAUUGCAGUUUUUGAGUGAACUUUUCAAGAGUGACCAGUGACUAGUUAAUGGUGAACAGUGAGCAGUGAUCUGGUAAAAAUUGAGCCGAGUUCGGUGAACCAACUUUCAGAAAGUGUCCUGCGGUGCCGAAGCUUCGCAUUUGCCGUCGCUAAUUGCGAGAAACCAACUGCAGCUGACAGGCGGCAAUCAGAAGUGAAGAGCAAGUCGGAGGGGAAAGGAAAACUUUUGCUCCUGCCGCCGGUUUCACUUUCCCUGCUCGGCACUUCAUAUCCAAAUCCCGGGAAACUGUUCGCCUGCCAGGCCUCAAGCUGGGCGAUUACCGCAAAAUGACACGUGUCAGGCGCAUUGUGCGCUUGCCUAAAAGUAUGCUGCAUCAUUAGUGUCCCACCAACGACUGCAACUACACCAACAAGCAACACCAACGAGGGAAAAAAGGAAAGCCCAGACCCACUGCAGCUGGGAAAAUUGAAAAUGUAUGCUCAUUAGUGAGGACAGCAAAAGCGCAUUGCAAGGACCGUGGCGGAAAGUUCCUAAGUCAAGCGUCGAAAGCCAAAAACAACGGGCACUCAUAAUUAGCAACAGCUACAACAGUACAACAACACUUUCAGGGGUGCCUGAUGGGCCGAAGGACAUCUGGCAAAAGUCAAGGACGAGCUCAAAAAUCAUUUUCGAUAGCAUGGCCCAGGCAAGCAACUCCAGUUAUAUAGAGCCCCACCAGAAGCCAGCAGCCUCAGCGAGCUGAUUUUGAUUUCGAUUUGGAGAAUUACACAAAUUGGAAGAGCUGGCAAAUUAUCGCCGAUGAAAAUUAAUAGACUCGAUUAGCAAUCUAAAAAGCAUAAAGCCAGCGAAGAAACAACGCGGAGACAACAGCCGGCGGCCUCUUUAAUUUGUCAACCAUCCACCACCCAUCACCGCCCAACGGACUUCCGCUAAAUCCAUCGCCCUAAGCCCGCAAACACCGAGUCAUGCCGGAGCAGGAUAAUUACGAUGAUGAGUUGGUCUCCAGCAACCCCAACCAGAGGAACUGGCGCGGGAUCCUCAUCGCGCUACUGGUCAUCAUCAUAGUCCUGGCCCUGAUUGUAACUUCGGUGGUGCUGCUCACGCCCCCCGAUGAGGGCCCGCGGGUCAAAGGCCAGCGCAUCAAGCUGCAGGACAUCGUCGAUGGCCUCUUCGUGCCGCAGCACUCAAAUGGCAGCUGGAUCGAUGGCGAGGAGUUCCUGUACCAGGAUCAUUUGGGUCGCAUCUGUCUGCUGAACGCAGCCAAUCGCUCGGAACGUGUCCUCAUGUCCAAUGUGACAUUUAAAACGCUGGCCCCCUUCACCUUUACCAUAUCGGCGGACAAGCGAUAUCUGCUCCUGGCCCAGAAUGUUGUGAAAUUGUUCCGGCACUCCUAUUUGGCCCAGUACACGCUCUACGACAUCCAGACCAGCGAGAGCAUCAAGCUGCGCCACAGUCCGCACCAGGAUGAAUGGCCCUACCUGCACUACGCGCGCUUCACGCCCGCUGGAAACGCCCUGGUCUGGGUGGAGGGCUACGACAUCUAUUACCGGACGGAGGUCCGCAGCCCGGCCGUGCACAGGAUUACCCAGGAUGCAGUGCCCGGAGUGGUGUACAACGGCAUACCCGAUUGGCUGUACGAAGAGGAGAUUCUUCAUGCAAAUAAUGCGAUUUGGAUGUCGGACAAUGGCCAACUGAUGCUGUUUGCCACCUUCAACGAUACGCACGUCCAGGAGCAGCACUUUGCCUGGUACGGGACCACGGGUCCGUCCGGAGGCCCAGCGGCAGCUGCAGCGGGAGGAGGCGGAGGAGCGGGAUCCGGGGGAGCAGGCGCCACGUCGAGCGGUAGUAAUCCGCAUGCCAACCUGUACCCGGAAAUCAGGUCCUUACGGUAUCCCAAACCAGGCACUCAAAAUCCCACGGUAACCCUUCGAGUAGCUGACCUCAAGGAUCCGCAGCAAGUGCGCAUCACAGACCUGAAACCUCCUCAAAUUUUGGCCCACGAGGAUCACUACUUCAGCAGCGCCAGUUGGGUGAGUCACUCUAAGAUCGCUGUGGUGUGGCUCAACCGUCCGCAGAACAUAUCGGUGGUCAGCGUGUGCAAGGCGCCGUCGUUCGAGUGCAUUGAGACCCACCGGGUGAGCGGGGAUGGACGUGGCUGGGUGGACACGGUCGCAGUGCCGCUGUUCGCCUCCAACGCCAGCAUCUAUGUGGCCAUCUCCCCGCUAAGAGACGGCCUGUUUGGCUAUUUCCGGCACAUCGUGCACGUGGACAUCGAGAAGAACCGGGUACUGCCCCUCACCCACGGGCCCUACGAAGUGAAUCGAUUGCUGCACUGGGAUCAGCUGGAUAAUUGGAUCUACUUCCUGGGUACUCCGGAGCGCCUGCCCUCGCAGCAGCAUUUGUAUCGCGUGUCCGCCCUGCCAGCCCGCCAAGGUCAGGCCCUGCACCCACCCGACUGCCUCACGUGUCCGGCGGUAGCGCAGUGGGCGGAGGGCUACGACGAGGGUCACACCAAGUCGCCGCCUAAGCUGGUCACUGCCUGGGAUGAUGACUGGGAGGAUUCCGAGGAGGCAGAGGCGCCGCCGCCCCAGCCCGCUCUGCCGGUGGAGCAACAGCCUCCGGGGAAGGGUCAGAGUGCUUCUCUGCCACCACCACCCAGCGAUUGCCUGUACCACGAGGCACAGUUCCCCAUCUCCCGAAAGGCGAAAUAUGUCCUCGUUGAUUGCCUGGGGCCUGUGGUACCCACCGCUAUAAUCUACGGCAUCAAGUCCACCGCUUCGGAAAUCACCAAGGUGAAACGCCAAAGUACCCAACAGGAGGAGCCCCCCACUGAGAAUGGGGAACAAAAGACGCCCAAGGAGGAGCCCAAGUCGCAGUUCCUGGAACUCCUCGUCACCGUGCAGAACAACACCCGAUUGAAGGAGAAGAUGGCCAAGACGGCCAUGCCGCAGAUCAAGACCUUCCCUGUGAUGAUCUCCGGCGGGUAUCAUGCCCAGGUCAGGCUCUACCUUCCACCUGUUCUGCGCGAGGAUGAGAUCACGCGGUAUCCCACCAUUCUGCAUGUCUACUCGGGACCGGGCAGCCAGUUGGUCACCGAUCGCUGGCACGUCGAUUGGAACACCUACCUGUCCGGCAGCAAAGACUAUAUAGUCGUGGAGAUCGAUGGACGAGGAUCUUCUGGCCAGGGCUACCAGCUCCUCCACGAGGUCUACAAGCGUCUGGGCAGCGUCGAGGUCUCCGACCAACUGGAGGUCAGCGAAUACCUCAGGGACAACCUGCACUUCAUCGAUUCGCGCAGGAUGGGCGUCUGGGGCUGGAGCUACGGCGGGUAUACGGCUGCUUUGGCGCUGGCCGGACAGCAGUCUAUAUUCCAGUGUGGGAUCAGUGUAUCGCCAGUCACAAACUGGAAGUUAUACGACUCCACAUAUGCCGAACGCUAUUUGAGUUUUCCCAACGUGACGGACAACUACAAGGGUUACGAGGAGAGUGACCUCUCCAAAUAUGUGGACAAUCUGAGGGACCGCCAGUUCCUGUUGGUCCAUGGAACCGCCGAUGACAAUGUGCAUGUGCAACAAUCUAUGGUGUUGGCCAGAUCGCUGACCAGCAAAGGGGUUUUAUAUAAGCAACAGAUUUAUCCGGACGAGGGCCACAGUCUUUCGGGGGUUAAACGCCACUUGUACCGGUCGAUGACCGCCUUCUUUGAGGAUUGUUUCAAGAAACUGGUGCCGCCGGAAUCGAAAGCAGGUCUGGGUAAUGGCGGCGAUAUGCAACAGCAAUAAACACGAAUUAUGGCAUCCGCAGCAGCGAAAACAUGAAAUAUAAACAACGUAAUACUGGUAACCAAAGUAUGGAACACAACAAACUUCAACCGGAACGUGCGAACGAAAUGUUUUUUUGUGAAUUGCAUUAAAUGUGAUUUAUCAUUAACACCCAACCACCCACACACGCGCAUAGACACAUACACAGAGCUGUAAAAUGGCAUUCCAAAUAGCCAAACAGCAGGAACAACUAAGUUAAAUGGCAUUUUGUGUAAAAUUAAUAAGCAGAGCGAAAUGCCACGUAAGUGUGCAAAAAGAAGCAUAAACAAACAAAUGUAUGUAGGUAUGCGACAAAGAGAACAAAAUCAACAUGGUUGUGAAAACAUAACGCACACAGGCACAACUCACACACACAGACAGCGGGGAACACGAACACCACCAUGAAGAGAAAGCACGCACAAAGGUAGGCAAUAAAAAGUUACACAAGCGGCUUUUCUUCGGCGACAGGUGUGACAUUUCAAUGACCGCGAAAAGGGUCCUUAGAUUUCGGCAAGCCUUUUGUCACCGCCACCAAUAGUCAGUAUCUCUGCAUUUUUUGUUUUUCACCUAUUUUUGUUCAGUGUAAGGUGCUUCUUUUGUAUUGUAUAUUUUAGUUACGGCUGAAAAAAAGCCAUUCAAGUAGCUCAAAUCAAUUUAGCUAAGCCAAAGUAAAGCAAUUCCUUAAAUUAGUUUUUCACAGGUAUUUAGCCAGUCGACCUUUCAAGGCAACUCCAUCAUUUCUGUUUACUUUUAUUGAAUUCCAUUGUAAUUUAUACAUUUCUUUUGCAUACAUUUCCCAUGAAGAGCAAACAGAAAUAAAACUGAAAAACCAAUUUAUUGAAAAUGCCACACGUUAACCAGCUGAGCUUCGUGCUGCGCUGCUCGAACGGAAAUGGCCAGCAUAAAUCAAAUCUGACAACAUUCUAAAUGACAUUUUCUGAUAGUCGAACGGUUUUAUCAUUUGCCAAGGGAAAGUUUUGCCAAAAACGUAAUAAUGGCUCACAGGGGAAAGGGUUUGCGGGCGGAAAGUGGCCCAUAAAUUGGAACUGAAUUUAUGGACUUAGCUCAUAAUUGAGUCUGGAUUUCCAAACUGUUGACAGAACGAUUGAUUGAAGUGAGAAUUUUGUUGGACUCAUCCCGAGAUUAAAUACGAAUUGAAUUUGAGUACAAUUCAGUCUCCGUUUGAAUAGGUUAAAUUACGUUUUUAAUUUGUUUUCGUUACUCGUAAAUUUGACCGUAAAAUUUACGGCCCAUCAAGAACAACAGAACAGCACUGAGUAAUGUCCGAGCGAUGGGCCAGCAGAGAAAAUAAUUCGUUUGCAGUAAAGUUUAAUUAAAUCAAACGAAAUAAAAACGCAGCAAUAAAUACGGGAUAAAUAUUUGAAAUGAAAUGAGGGAAACAACGAGCGAGCUCUCGACCCAAACAAAGGCAUAAAUACAUACUCUCAGAUGCAGAUAUAAUUGAAUUUUCAAAGAGCAAACAGAAAAAUCACCAAAUGGCCAAAGUAAAGUUAUUAUUGAAAAAGUGGAGAGGAUUCAAUGUGCACUGAACAAAAGUUAUGAAUCAAACAAACCAAUUAAAUAGCGUAAAUGCAUGUAAGUAGCGCAAUAAUAUUUAUUAGAUAAAUUUACGACUUUUUGUUCAACUUAAUUGCCGCUAAUUUUCAAAGCAGAAAAAAGAUUAGUGACAGUAUGGUAGCGUUAGUCGGAAGCCAUUCUAACCAAGCAACAAAUAUUUAGUUAAGGUGAAUUACAAUGAUAAACAACAAAUGAGAAAAGGUCAAAAAUAGCUGCGAUACACGUUAAACAUAAAAUGGAACAAAAGCAAUGCUCAAAUGUAUGGAACGUAAGGAGAAAGUAGGAGCAGAAGAAAGCCAAAUGACACCGCAUCGCACACUCUACAGAAAUCCCAAUUAACCCCGUUCCCCCCCCCCCCCCCCCCUCUGUUCCCCGGGCGCAGAGCAGUUUGCAAAAAGAUUAUCUUUAAUUAGACGUUUGGCACACUUUUUCGAGAGCGGCAGUUAAUUAGCAACCGUCGUCAAAUUCCGACUGGCGGCUCUUAAUUCUGAUGGUUGAGCAGGAGGUUUCCUGCAGAGGAUGUGGAUAGGGGUGGAAACUAAUGUGGCUCUAGUGCAAUGCUAUAUGCUUAUUUAAUUAGACAUUGCACACCUGAAUCCAAGCUCUUUUGGCAAGAUACUAUUUUUUCAUAGUACCAUGUUUAUGGUUGACAUGAAGUUAGCUUCAAAUAAAAAAUUUAUGGUUUGUUUUGGUAUAAAAUCGUAAUUGAGCUAUAAAAUAAUUAUUUCAUUUAAAUUAAAUGCAGAUUGACACCAUUACUAAGUUUCUAAAACUUCUACAAACUCCUCAGAACUGUCUGAACAUGAAAUCUUCUUGGCACACCCGCUUAUUAUACACUAUAAUUUUCCAUAAAAUCUGUUCAAGUUUCCCGAACACAUAGCUACUUUAUAUCCAGCUAAAUUUCUAUAAAUAUAAAUGUGUGUAUCCGUUUACGUCCUCCGCAGUAGCAAUCCCAGCGGUAUAGAGUUUCCCCAACUUUCAGGGCAAUUUUAAUAAUAAAGCCGCGUUGGCCGCAAAGUAUGCUACGCAAAAUGUGAGCUCAACCCCUUGCCACUUCCCCUGCCACGCCCCUUACUUUCAGGUAUGCCGUGAUGUGUGCUGGUGUUGGAAAAUUGCAAGCCAACAUAAAUUUAUGUCUGCCUGACACUUUUAUGUGCCUCGCUGGCGGUUUCAGCUUUUUACGUCGCGUUUUUAGACGCCGGCAGAACGCCUGCCAAUGUUUGGCUAAGCCGCAGGUUUUCCUGUCCACAAUUAACUCGCGCAGGUGUUGCUGAACACCUGGAAAGGGAAAGGGGGUGUGCCUGUGCAAAGGCGCUUAUAUUUAGCCUGAAAGGUCGUCCGUAAGAGGGACUGCAAAAGGCCAGCUGCUGCUCUGCCAUCCCCCUGCUUCCGCCCACCUGCCCCAUGUCCUGUCGGCCCACACAAACAAAACAAGGGAUAAAGGUGUUGGCCUUGAAUGGGCACAUAGGCUGGGAUCCCCCUACUUCCCCGGGAUGAAGCCAUAAGUGCGAUGCUGUGUCAGAACCAUAGGUAUGAAAAACAUAAAAAGAAUAGUAUUGAAAAACAAAAACAUUAAAUGCUUUCUAUGUAGUGUACUAAGGACCAAUUAUUAAUGAGACGUGCGGGAAUAAUUAAACAAAUAUAUAUACAACCGAAAAAUAUGAAAAGGUAGCAACGCGCAUUAGAGGAUUAACUAAAUUUGCAAUAUAUACAUAAACACACAUAACGACUACUGACUCAAAUACCAUUUAGUAAUUAUACAAGCAUAUAUACCUAAUGCUAUAUACAAGAAAUCAAAUAAAUAUGUAUACACCUGCGGAUAUGGUAGAUUAGUUCGUCUAGAGGAUCAAGCGUUUGCAUUAUUCGAGUUAUAGCCCUGUAAAAUCCCCCUCAGAAACAAACACUCUGUAUUGUUGAAAUACUCUUAGCUCAAAUAGCUGGACCCCCGUGUCAGCGGCUCUGUAAAAAAGGGAACCUGUAAUAUAAACCUAUACAUAACUAAAAACUAUACUUUGAUAUAUGAUAAAUAUAUUUUAUAAACAACUUUUACUCUUAAACAAUAAACAAUUUUAAUACUCUAUCUUCAGCCUUACCGUAAACUAAAUGAAAGAAUCUAAGAAAGAAAGCAGUAGGAGCCCAGCAGGCCAAUGUGCAGAGAUGGAAAUCUAUCAUAACCUAAGCCUAAAACCAACGAAA
Drosophila biarmipes is the source of this 7741-nucleotide messenger RNA. RefSeq lists its product as uncharacterized. Gene Ontology annotation, molecular function: serine-type peptidase activity; dipeptidyl-peptidase activity. The record is from RefSeq and is a predicted model, not a curated record. Lineage: Eukaryota; Metazoa; Arthropoda; Insecta; Diptera; Drosophilidae. The coding region runs from base 1136 to 3949 and encodes 937 amino acids. The transcript is spliced from 15 exons. Gene Ontology annotation, biological process: proteolysis.